Messenger RNA from Klebsormidium nitens, 1545 nucleotides. The record is from the annotation of a GenBank genome assembly. Lineage: Eukaryota; Viridiplantae; Streptophyta; Klebsormidiophyceae; Klebsormidiales; Klebsormidiaceae.
AUGAUGCUUCUAAGGUCAACUGCCAUAAUCAAGGAUGCGCAGAGCGACAAGCACGGUUCCAAAAGCGGACCCGUGCAUGGUGGGAGCAAAGGAGUGGGCACGGAGACUCCGCGCUUGCGCCGGACUGUCCGAGCUGAUCUGGAUGCGGGUGCCGGUGGCGCUGAGGAGCUGUCCUCCUCCUCCGGGGGCACAUGCCCCAUCUGCGUCUGCCCCAUGAGCUGCAGUGAGCGCCUCUAUGCCGCCAGCUGUGGCUACCUCUGCCACCUGGCGUGCAUGCAGCGCUUUUCCCUGAAGGAGAGCCAGUCCCAACCUGCAAGCCGCCUCUGCCCCGUCUGCUUCUCCGUCCACCCACGUGCAAGCUUCUCCUCGGGCGUGCGCCGCAGUGUCAAAGCUGUGGUCAACCAGGUAGAAGCGUCUCGGGAGCUUCUCGAAGGGGAACGGAGGCUUAGUAGGUCGCGUCCGGUUUCGCCCAGGCUGGUGCAGGACGAUCGUACGUUCGACAACGGGGGUGUUUACAGAGGCCGGCAGCAAACCGCGUCGUCCUUCUCCCCCACCCGCAGCCUCGAGCUGACGUCGCCGGCCCCCUCGUCAGACCUGAUGGCUCUUCUAGCCGCUCGUGACGUCAUCAACAAAGCCCUCGAGACGCAUUACCCUGGCCUCUCCCAGCCGCACUCCGCCCAGCCCUGCCGGGACCUGCCGCCGCGACGGACCCUUCAGAAAGCCGCGUCCGCGCCCGCGCAGUCCUUCCACGACACUCCGCGCGAGCUUGGGUUGGCUCGGCUCGGCAGCUACGAGGAGAACGUCUUUCCAGGCGGGAUGAAGUUUGACGCGCACGGAAAUGUGGCUUCGCCGCGUGCAGACAAGAAUUGCUCCUCGAGGCUUUUCAGUCCUCCUCCGAUCGGGGGCCAGCUGGCCGCGACUAUGCCCGGCCAGGGCUUGCGGAGGGCUGCCAGCUUGCCGCUGCCUCCGAAAACGCGGCCUCUUAGUGCGCUUGUAAAAGAGCACGGUAGAGUCUUUGGGGGGGAUUCCGAGCCGAAGCCCCGCAAGCAACGUCAUGUGAGCAACGACAGCGACUCUGGUGCGCUUCCGCCUGUCAAAGAAACGGAAGAAGCCGUCAGCGGGGCAAGGUUUUACGAGUCGCGGCUUGAGAGGUCACAGUCGGUCGUGUUGGUGACCGAGCGUCUGGCUGACUUCUACCUGAUGACAGCUGAGCAGGGUGGUCGGACGAACAGAAAUUGUUCGGGAGCUACAGAAAGUAGCAGCCUUGCGCCCCUGAGCCUCCAUCGUACGAAGUCAAUGUGAAAAAGAGGGAGCCACGAAGGAACGUUAUGAGUUGGACGUAGUAUUUAGGGGGCUUGGGCUUAUGUUCAAAGUACAGCGGCUUUUUAUUACUAAUCCUCUUUCGAGGGAACUGAUUAUAGGUACAUAAUAUGGCGGCAAUUUGAGCUUUCAAAAGAGCAGACUGUACUUGUGUUGAGCUUUGCUGAUACGAAAACUGAGGGGUUCGAUACGAUAACUGAGGAGUAAGGGCUUGAGAGACAAGUG